Messenger RNA from Halichondria panicea, 3566 nucleotides. RefSeq lists its product as uncharacterized. Lineage: Eukaryota; Metazoa; Porifera; Demospongiae; Suberitida; Halichondriidae. The record is from RefSeq and is a predicted model, not a curated record. The coding region runs from base 365 to 3430 and encodes 1021 amino acids. The transcript is spliced from 12 exons.
GUGGGAAUUACAAUCACAAUUUCAGACUUCCUGCUGUCAUCAGUAUUAAUUUGGAGCAUGUAUGCAUGAAAAGCAAAACAGUAUGAAGAAGUUACAAGGUGACUGUGUCUCUUGGUUGGUCCUUUUAACUGGAGCUGCUCAGCUCCUACUAGUGUGUGGAGAUGGUUCUUCUGGUAUGUUAUGUUUAACUUUCAUGACCUCUGCUAACCAGCAGAAUCUAUGCAGUAUACAUGUACUUGUCUCAGGGGUAACUUUCAUCAACAUUAUAAUUAGACUGCCCACAUUGAUAACUGUAUGGUAAGAGUUUUAUCUUAUUGCUACUCAGGCAUCUGUAGAUGAAGCCUCAGGUGUGCGUAAUUAUUGUAUGAUUCAUUUCUUAGACGUACAGUGUCUAGAGUUGCCACCCAUCCCAAAUGGAUCAAUAGAAUAUGUUGCACUACCAGCCAUUACUAAUGGAUCCAUCACCUAUGCUCCUGACAACCAGUAUAAUUUGGGCACUGUAGCCACUUAUGACUGUGACACUGGGUUUGUUCUGGACCUCUCCCUAGGGGGAUCUGAGAUGAGAACUUGUGUGGGUGAUAUUGGACCGGAUGCAGAGGGACUGUUCGAUAACCAGGCACCAAUAUGUGUCCGUAUCGUUUGCCAACCUCUUUUCCCUUACCCCUAUGGUGUGAUUACCUAUCAUCACGAAAAUCCACCCUAUUCAUACGGAACACGAGCAACGUACUCUGUCUCAUGCCCUCCCGAACUGGAGAGAAUGGGAGGAUAUGAUGAGAGGACUUGUAUCGCUAAUGGAAAUAGUGCUGUGGGAGUGUGGUCUGGAGCUGCUCCCACCUGUGCAGCUCGAGGGAUUUUCCUGUCCUUUCAAGGAACAACCUACACUACGAACAACAGUAAUAUUGUACUCACAAGGAUUGAGACUACAAAUGAUACAUCAUUGACUUGUCACACUGACUCAACCACCUGCUGUAGAGGUAUAGACAAGGAGCCAUCUUCAACUAUGGGUACAGGAGAGUGGAAUGGAACAAGUAAUUUCCGGAGGAAGAGAGUAUCUGAUGAUGGGUUCUAUUAUAUAAGGUUUCAUCAAGCUAUCAGACUGUAUCGUAAUAAUAAUACCCGGACUCCACUGGGAACCUGCUGUAGAAUACCUGACAAUAGUGGAGUGUUGAGGACAUUCUGUGCUAACCUCAUUGAUAUCACCAUUCGAUGCCCCUCUGACUCAGUGAUGGCUCCCACUAAUGGGAUGGUCUCAUACUCUAGUCCAGUGGAGGGUGGCAGUUAUGUGUACGGAACGGUGGCCACCUUUUCCUGCUCCCCUGGUUUUGGCCUGAAUACUCUUGAGACUAGAACAUGUACAGGAACAAAGAAUGCUGAAAUAGGAACCUUCAGUGGCUUAAGUCCAACAUGUGAUGGGAUCACUUGCCCUGCUCCUCCUAAUGUUGUCAAUGGAACGAUUGUCUACUCAUCCCUUGGUACCACUGAGGUGUUCAAUUAUGGAACAACAGCUACUUAUCAGUGUAACCCCGGGUAUAAUAUAACAAGUGUAGACAGAGUGAGCACUUGUACUGGUAAUGACAGCACUCCCAGUGGUCAGUGGAAUAGUACUGCUCCUCAAUGUCCACCUGUGGACUGUAACACUCCUCCGCCUAUUACCAAUGGAUCUCCUGGGAUACCAACAACCACAACAUUCACAGGGACAGUGACCUACAGCUGUAAUGAUGGCUAUGCACUGUUUGGGAUUGCUACAAGUACUUGUCAGGCAAAUGGAACUUGGAGCAAACCACCAGAAUGCAGAGGUGUAAAUAUUGGUGCUGAUAUGCCCAUUUUAAUUGGAGGUUCUGUUACCAUCACCUGCACGACUGACUCUCCUGCUGACUCAAUAAUGUUGUUCCAAGAUGACCAACCUCUUCAUGGAACAGUGAUGCAGUCAACCACCAUCUUAACGUAUACUAUCUCUCUUGUGUCUGACAGCAUCCAUGGAAACACUUUCAAAUGUGAAGCCCUGCUAGCAAACAUUUCAGAUACUGCCUUUGAUAUAGUUAUCAUUUCCCUUGACGUUCCCCAACAACCAAUUACCGCUAGUAUCAGAACAUCUAGCCCUUCACUUCCUCUAAUUGGACAGUCACACAUUGUGACUUGCUCGGUGUCUAAAUUGCCUGGACUAACUCGCACACCAACUGCCCAAUGGGUGAAAGUUACCAUGGAGACUGAAAGAAUAAGCAUAUCCACUCCUAAUGAAGCUGCUCUAACUCUCUCUCCACUGAGAACCUCAAGUGCUGGUAGAUACCGUUGUCAGGGCAACCUGAAUACUACCAUUCGCUCUCUACCACUUUCGAGCAGCAGUAAUUUCACUUUAAUUGCACAAAUACCAACACCAUCAGUGACAAUCUCAAGGUCUCCCUCUAGUUCAGCUCUGUUUGCUAAUCACAGUGUGGUAACAUUCACAUGUCAAGUGUCCAUACAUACAAACAUUGAUACUCCUGUCACUUUGAGCUUGACUUGGACUCGUGAGGUGUAUAGCAAUGAAGAUGAUACAACCACUGAAGUGAUCGUGGUGAAUAGUACGACCAAAACAAUUGAGAGAAGUUGGACCUUUAAUGAUUUUAGUUCAAUAGACCGGAGAGUGACUUGCAAUGGAACAAUAAGCUCAGCUAGCAGUUUUAUUCAAGGCAAUACCAGUACGGCUGAAGACACGUUAUCUGUUGCUGGUGUGUUUCUGAUGUUCAAUGGCAGUGCACUUGAUGACAACACGACCUCUGUACCAGCGAGGGAUGUACGUGUCAUACAGUGUCACUCUGACAAGACAGAUACAUUCAAUGAAGACCAACACGGAUGGACUUUCCCUAAUGGUAGUAAGGUUACUAACAUUAGCACACUGGCUGUUGCAACACGGGAGGGAGGACACCUGGCACUCACUCGAGUGGGGAACAGUUCCCUGCCAGCUGGAGAGUAUUGUUGCAAGGCUCAGGACACCAGGGGAACCAAUCACACCCUCUGUGUGCAUGUGGAGCCAGAACCAAGUUCCAGUGGCAGUGUUGGAGGGAUAGCUGCUGCGAUUGUAAUUUUGGUGGUUGCUCUACUGAUCAUCAUUGGAGCAGUUAUUCUCAUUGUUGCCAGAUGUAACGUACCACCAGUGUCGCUAAAGGGUGUGGUCAGUACUGGUGAGAUACAACCAUACGAGAUGGUUGAAAUGGGUCAUGAAUACGAGGAAGUGUUGAAGUUCCAACAAGCCGUCUGUGGAGAGUACGAGAUCAUUGGAGCACCCUCACAGACAACUGGCUCCGAGAGUAAGGGUGUUAUAAAGACUGAGCCAUCACCACCCACUCCACCACAACCCUCACAAGCAACUGGAAAUGAUAUUGAGUUUACAGAGUGCGUUGCUUACAUCAUGACCACCCACGGUCGCCCCCCACAGCCCACAGGCUUAUGAACAAAUACAGCCGUUGAUGUUGACUGCUUACAUAUUAUAUGUGUACCUGUACAUAAUUUGCAUAUAUUCGUGAAAACUCUGAUAACGAGUGCAAGCGUUUUGCUUUGCUCAUGUGUUAGCUAUAACUAUUAUUACU